UGAAGGGUUACGACACAUAUAUAACGCGAUCUAACCCAAAAACCUUUAUUAAAUAGAGGGGUAGAUGUGAUGGCAACACUUGUGAGCUCUUCUUGCGCUAAGUGGGGGGAUUAUAUAAUUUAUAUAAAUUAUUAUUGGUACCCAAUGCCGUUUUGGAUGUUUAUAUGGUAAUAAAUGUACAUUAUGCAUGCACAUUAUGCGAUCAUAUUGUUCUUGUACUUCCUGUCUAUUGUGUGUACUAAUAUAGCUGUACCAAUGGUAAUCCCUAUUGAAGUAUGGUGACCUGUAUAGGCAUCUCAGUCAGUAGACCCAGGCACCUGGGUCUGUCCCGUGACCCACUGGAAGUGUGACCCCCCCACACUCGAUCCCAACAACGUGUAUCCACGAACUUUAAUAAGGAUGAAUCUAUUACACAGUUGUACAUUAUUAAACUGCACCACUGCUUUUGUUAGUCAGUUAAUUUACUCCAAUAUAUGUUGCUAGUGACAAGAGGACCACAAUGCACUUCUUCAGGAAAUGCUAAUUGUAUUUGCACAACGGCCAAGUGCUUUUAGACAUUUGUGUGUUGAAAACUCGAACACUUUCAGAUGAUAAAGGUACUGUGCACUAAAAUUGAAUGGAUGAUUGUAUGUAUAGUGAUAUUAGUAAAUACAAUCUCCCUGUGUUCCUCGAUGAAAAAUUGUGUGAUCCUCUGCUGCAACUUUGUGUUCUCAUAAACGCAAUCACGUUUCAAAUUAUACAGGUACAGUGCAGUAUAAUUGAAUGGAUUAUUGUGAGUAAACUGAUAUUAGUGAAUACCACGUAUAUAUCAAAUGUAUGACACAGCAUUAAACAAUGACCAGCUUUGCUCAUGAACGUGUGCUCUGGUCAUGUCCAUCCGCAUUGUGAGUGUCCAUAAUUCACCACGUGAUUGACCCUGUGGUUCAUGUGGGCUCAGUGAGUCAGCGCUGGUUCUUCUCCCGUCCACCUGGGUUUAGGCUCAGUAACAACGGCAUCGGAGACAGCGGCCUCCGACUUUUGGCUGAUGGGAUGUUUGGGAGAGAAGGGAGUUUGGAGGCGCUACACCUGUAUCAUUGUUCACUGACGGACAAGUCGGGUUCCUAUCUCAGUGUUAUCCUCAAGGCCAACACAGGUUUGAAGAUUCUCAGGCUGAGUGACAACAAGAUCAGAGCCAGCGGACUCAAAUGUUUGGCGGACGAGAUGUUCGGAAUAGCAGGGAGUUUGGAGACGUUAGAUCUGCAGUACUGCUCACUGAUGGACAAAUCGAUCCUAUCUCUUCAUGACAUUAUGAUCACCAACAAAUCAUUGAGGGAGCUCUGGGUGGAUGGCAAUGACUUCAGUGAGGAAGUGAAGCAGGAGCUGAGGAGCAACUGGACUCACAGAGUAAACCUGCGUUUGUAGAUUUAAGCUGAGAGGCGAUGCUGACCCAGCAGCAGACGGAGCUGCCCCAUGAGCGAAUCGCACACCAGCCUGUAGCAUUUCACCUCCACAGCUCCGAUCGCCGGCACCGGCUCUGAUACAAUGAGCGGGGAACUCUUUGUGAGCUCCACACGGAGCCGGAGGUGAAUGCGGCUCCAAGAUUCUGAUGAGCGUGGUGAUUACGAUGAUGUUGAAGUGUAUUUAUGAAUGUGUUGUGGAAGGAAGCGAUGUUGGGGGUUGUGGGGGAGUGGUGCUGGGGGGCAUGCGGAGGACAUGCGGGGGAAGGGGAUGCAAGUGGAUUUGAAAUGGUCUGGCACUGAGUAGGAAUGUUUUUUAAUGAAUGUGCAUACAUUUGUGCAUGAGUGUUUACCACACUCAUGCACGUGAGUGUGUACCACUCUCAUGCACAUAUCCUAGUCUCAACAGUCACCCUAUAUCUGUUUAAUAUUCAUGUAUUUUAACUUUCAACUGCGCAUUGAUCGGUCUAAAAGUAAUCUUCCAAGUCGACUUCAGUUUGAAGGAAUUUAUUAAUAACUAACGGGAAGUACCCAGCGUUGCCCGAGCGAAAAAGACACACACAACCGCUAUUCGCCACUUGGUGGCGGUGACGUCACCACGACGCUUGUGCCAGGCUAUUUGCACCUUGAGGCCUAGUGAAGUGUCGGACGCCCGCAGGCAGGAGGUCACGGGGCAGACCCAGGUGCCACGGGUCGACUGACUGAGACGGCUGAGCUGACUGGCUGAUGCACCACCUGUGCCCCCUACUGUGCCAACUUGCUGUGCUUCAGCCACCCGGUGCUCCACUCGUUAUCGUAAGCGUCGCUCGAUCCACCCUCCGUUGUUGUUGGAGGGCGACUGCCUCCAACUGCCCAGUAGUGUCUUU
Messenger RNA from Petromyzon marinus (sea lamprey), 2302 nucleotides. NCBI's taxonomy places the organism in Eukaryota, Metazoa, Chordata, Hyperoartia, Petromyzontiformes, Petromyzontidae. The record is from RefSeq and is a predicted model, not a curated record.